GCCUGCCCAGCUCGUGCCUCUGACUCGGAUGUCAUACUACACCCGUCGGUGAACUAGUAAGUACACUCUUCACUCUCAUAGCACCGCAAACUCCAACCUAACAAGGUGACCUCCAGGAAACCCAAGACCCUUCAGAACGGCCACGGCUCUCCAACCCGCAAAUGGCGCCUAUAAACACCAGUACGGGUGUAGAGGUACCGACCUCCCAAUGUCCCUCCCAAUGUCCCUCCCAGGCUGCAUUAUAUGCAGGCCUACCUUGGCAAUCCUGGGUGGGUUUGGGUUGCCUCCUCUGGGUAGCGUUAGGCGUUGAGGAAUUUCUGAGGGUCGAAUACCAAAGAAUCUGGAUAAGAAUCGUCAAAGAGUGGCCAAAUUCGACAACGAGCCGCCAACACUUACGAAAAGUACUGUGUCAGUUUUUGUUCAUCAGUUUAGUCUUUAUUCUCACGUGGCUGGUUUGGAGAAUUUUGUAUUUGGUGAACAUCAUCAGAACAAUUCUCAGUCAAGUUAACGCACCCCCCAACGCUACCGCUACACUACGUCAACAAGUACCAGAAAUCACAAGAACGAAUGUCGGUCCACCAAACGAACCACCAAACGCUUCCCCCAUACCACUCCAACAAGUACCAAGAACAAUUCCAACUCCUACACCGGAACCACCCCCUCCCUAUGAAGAGAGAGAGAGGGAACCAGAGCCAGAGCGAGGCCCAGAGCGACAGCACCGGCACCACCCCCUCCCGAUAAGGAGGGAGAGGGAUUCGGAACCAGAGCGAGGCCCUCAACCGCAGAAGCUGAAUUGAACUAGUAAUACGAACAAGUUCACGCCGUACACCAAGGUCAUAGUCACCAAGGACAAAGGAAACUUGAACAAGCAGUGUUCCAAGGGCAAGGCGGCAACGACCUUCCUCAGCCAGAAUCCCGACAAAAAGGUCGUCGGCGGUGUUGGACCGUGCAGUGGAGAGUCCCAGAUUCAGCACUAGAAGGACUGAACGGCCCCUGUUUCCAGAUGCGUAUGCCUUCGUCAAUGUACUUUUCAAAGCUUGGAAGAUCGCCAUUUAAUGAUCUAAUGGG
Messenger RNA from Neurospora tetraspora, 1068 nucleotides. RefSeq lists its product as uncharacterized. The coding region runs from base 162 to 797 and encodes 211 amino acids. The transcript has a single exon. Lineage: Eukaryota; Fungi; Ascomycota; Sordariomycetes; Sordariales; Sordariaceae. The record is from RefSeq and is a predicted model, not a curated record.